Messenger RNA from Crotalus tigris (Tiger rattlesnake), 11117 nucleotides. It is a transcript of the gene ADAMTSL1, whose product is annotated as ADAMTS like 1. Gene Ontology annotation, cellular component: extracellular matrix. The transcript is spliced from 30 exons. The coding region runs from base 434 to 5863 and encodes 1809 amino acids. Gene Ontology annotation, biological process: extracellular matrix organization. The record is from RefSeq and is a predicted model, not a curated record. Gene Ontology annotation, molecular function: metalloendopeptidase activity. Lineage: Eukaryota; Metazoa; Chordata; Lepidosauria; Squamata; Viperidae.
AGCCGAGGCGAGAAAGCCCAAGUGAGAGGAAACAGCCCCACGGGCGAAGUGGUGCUUCCUCGCCGCUGUCCCCGGCCACCUUUCGUCGCCGAAUCAGACACACCGAGGGGAACCGAGGAGCAGCAACAGCACCGCGCUUCCCACCCCCGUCCUGCCUUCCCGAACGCGGCAGAAGCGCAAAUCCGGCUGCCUUCCUCCCCCCCCCCGCGGCUUUCCCUCAGGUGCCGCUCCGCCGAGCGCGUGUCCCGUCCCCGCCGCGCCCGUCUUGACCGUCCAGGGAGUCCUCUUGCGAGGCGAGGGGCGGCGAAGAGCCCGGGCGCUUUCUCAGGAGGAGGCGGCGGGAUUCAAAACAGGAGGCGUCCGAAGGGAUCGGGGCGCAAUUUGCGCGCCUCCCUCUUUUCCCGCCCUUGGAACUGAGGGGUGGAUUAAAAUCAUGGCAGCGCCAGGGCGGCAGUCACUGUGUGGCCGGAGAGUUGCCUCGCUCUUUUCAGUCACCUUGUGGCUCCUUUCCUCGGCUCCACAGGUUGGUGGUGACCAGAGUCAGGGGGCUGUUUUCCUACGGGAAUUUACCUUAAUAAGGAGAGAGAGUCUUAAUGAAGAUUUCCUUUCAGAUUUGCUGGAUAAUAAUCACAAAACUGAAGAUACGAGUUCUCGAACUGCUCGAUCUGAAGAGGAUCGGGACAGUCUCUGGGAUGCCUGGGGCUCAUGGAGUGAAUGCUCUCGUACUUGUGGCGGAGGUGCUUCAUACUCCUUGAGGCGCUGCUUAAGUAGCAAGAGCUGCGAAGGACGGAAUAUUAGAUAUAGAACAUGCAGCAAUGUGGAUUGCCCUCCAGAAGCCGGUGAUUUUCGUACCCAGCAGUGUUCAGCACACAACGACGUCAAGUAUCAGGGACAGUUUUAUGAAUGGCUUCCUAUCCCUAAUGAUCCUGACAACCCAUGUUCAUUGAGGUGCCAGGCAAAGGAGACAAACCUUGUUGUGGAACUGGCACCUAAAGUCCUGGAUGGAACCCGUUGUUACACUGAAUCGCUAGACAUGUGCAUUAGUGGCUUGUGCCAGAUUGUUGGCUGUGAUCAUCAGCUGGGAAGCCCUGUGAAGGAAGAUAACUGUGGGGUCUGUGAUGGAGAUGGUUCCACCUGCCGGCUUGUUCGAGGCCAAUAUAAAUCUCAGCUCUUGGCAAAUAAAUUGGAUGACACUGUUGUUGUUAUUCCCUAUGGAAGUCGCCAUGUUCGCCUCGUGCUGAAAGGUCCUGAUCAUUUAUAUCUAGAAACCAAAACUCUGCAAGGUGUGAAAGGUGAAAACAGUCUCAGCAUCACCGGAUCCUUCAUUGUGGAUAAUUCUUCUGUGGAGUUUCAGAAAUUUGCAGACAAAGAGAUAUUGAGAAUAUCUGGCCCUCUCACUGCAGAUUUCACAGUAAAGAUUCAUUACGUUGGUCCUGCCGACAGUACAGUUCAGUUUAUUUUCUAUCAACCUAUUAUCCACCGUUGGAGAGAAACCGAUUUUUUUCCUUGUUCUGUAUCCUGUGGUGGAGGUUACCAACUUACAUCUGCUGAAUGCUAUGAUCUGAGAAGCAGUCGAGUGGUAGCUGAUCAAUAUUGCCACUAUUACCCUGAAAACAUCAAGCCAAAGCCAAAACUCCAAGAGUGCAACCUAGAUCCUUGUCCAGCAAGUGAUGGAUACAAGCAGAUCAUGCCCUAUGACCUCUACCAUCCUCUUCCUCGGUGGGAAAGCACCCCGUGGACUGCCUGCUCUUCUUCCUGCGGGGGAGGCAUUCAAAGUCGCACAAUCUCUUGCGUGGAGGAAGACAUCCAGGGAUUGGUCAGCUCUGUGGAGGAGUGGAAGUGCAUGUACACUCCCAAGAUGCCCAUUGUUCAGCCUUGCAAUAUUUUUGAUUGUCCUAAGUGGCUGGCUCAGGAAUGGUCUCCGUGCACAGUGACAUGUGGCCAGGGCUUGAGGUAUCGAGUAGUUCUAUGCAUUGACCAUCGAGGGAUGCAUACCGGUGGCUGCAGUCCUAAAACAAAACCGCACAUCAAAGAGGAAUGCAUUGUCCCUACUCCAUGCUACAAGCCAAAAGAAAAACUUCCUAUUGAAGCUAAAUUGCCGUGGUACAAGCAAGCUCAGGAGUUGGAAGAGGGAACGGUGGUUUCUGAAGAACCAACGUUUAUUCCUGAGGACUGGUCUGCCUGCAGUGUGACCUGUGGGGCGGGCGUCCAGGUGCGGUUGGUGAAGUGCCAGGUGCUGCUGUCCUUCUCUCAGUCUGUGGCAGAUUUGCCCGUUGAUGAAUGUGAAGGGCCCAAACCAGUGUCUGAACGAGCUUGUUACGGUGGUCCAUGCAGUGGAGAAACUGGUGAAGAGGCUGACCUGCUCUUUAGGGGCUCACAAGAUUUUGAUGAACUUUACGACUGGGAAUACGAAGGCUUCACUGAAUGUUCUGAGGCUUGCGGUGGAGGUGUCCAAGAGGCUGUAGUGACUUGCCUGAAUAAACAGACCAGAGAAUUUGCAGAUGAAAAUCUAUGUGUGAGCAGUCGGCGCCCCCCGCAGUUGCUGAGAUCUUGUAACCUGGAACCUUGUCCCCCAAGGUGGGAGAUGGGAAAAUGGAGCUCUUGCAGUCUCACUUGCGGUGUAGGAUUGCAAAUCCGCGAGGUCUUCUGCACUCAUCUCCUCUCAAGAGAGACUAAUGAGACAGUGACUUUGGAGGAUAAGCUGUGUCACAGACCCAAGCCUACUGGGGUACAAGCCUGCAACCGUUUUGACUGUCCUCCAUCUUGGUACCUUCAAGAAUGGCAACAGUGUUCACAGACAUGCGGAGGUGGCAUUGAGAGACGGGAAGUGCUCUGCAAACAGCGCAUGGCUGAUGGAAGCUUUCUGGAACUUCCAGAAACUUUUUGUUCCGCUUCACGGCCAACUUCUCAACAAGCCUGCAAAAAUAAGGACUGUCCCCCCGAAUGGCUUCUCUCAGAUUGGACACAGUGUUCUGUUAGCUGUGGAGAGGGAACCCAGACACGAAAUGCCAUUUGUAGGAAAAUGCUGAAUACUGGACUUUCUGCCAUUGAGAACUCAUCACUGUGCCCAUCUCUGCCACUCUCCUCCUUGGUCAGGCCAUGUGUGCUCAUGACUUGUGCAAGAGACCAGAGACCAGCUCAAAAGCAAUCCCCUUUGAUACUGGCUCAAAAGAAAGUUUUUAUCCAGACAAGAAAGCAAAAGAAGUUGCAUUUUGUUGUUGGUGGAUACGCCUACUUGUUGCCCAAGACUUCUGUCAUUCUUCGAUGUCCCGUGAGACGAUUCCGGAAACCAAUGAUCAUGUGGGAGAAAGAUGGCAAACGACUCAUCAGCUCUGUUCACGUUACCAUCGCGCCCUAUGGCUACAUGAAAAUCCAUCGAUUAAAGCCCUCAGAUACCGGUACAUAUACUUGCACAGCAGGACCAGCUCAGGAACAUUUUGUGAUUAAACUCAUAGGAGGCCACAGCAAAUGUACUGCCACCUUGUCAUCUAGGAUAAAAGAUGAAGAAUCCUCAAGGAAGGUCAGUCUGAAUGAAGCUUUGCAUGGCCAGGAGAAGCAUCAGAAUAAAAUUUUCUCCAAUGGAAGCAAAACUGAAAAACGAGGACUUGCCUCUGAUCCUAGCCACCGGUAUGAUGACAUUGUCUCAAGGCUUCUGGAAUACAGAGGCUGGCCUCGGGUUAGUAUAGAGCCAUGGGAAGCUCAGGACUCAACAGAGAGAAAUAUUUCUUCGGAGGAAGACCAGGGUCAGGAUUACAACCUGCCUUUCACCAUGGUCGCCAAUCAGGAUCGUUUAGAUGACAUCUUAAAAAAUUUGUCUCAACAGCCAGAGGAACUUAAGGAUGUCUAUAGCAAGCAGCUUAUCUCCCAGCUGGCCCAUGAAAUUUUCAAGAGCCAUUUGGAAAAUCAGGAGUCUUUUUUCAAAACCCAGGGAAGGCGAGUCAGUUCCGCUUCAGUGGAGUUUCCAUUCACUAAGCAUUUUUCUGAGUUUAACAGAUUGUUGAGAACGUCUUCCUCUGAAGCCCACUUGUCCACAUCUCUAGAACUCAUAAAUGGUUCACGUGGGCCUCACAAGAAACCUGCCAUCUUGAAGAAGAUCUCUGCAGCACAACAACUAUCUGCAUCCGAAGUUGUGACCCAUUUGGGACACACUGUGGUUCUAGCCAGUGGGACAUUAAGCGUACUUCUUCACUGUGAAUCUGUUGGAAAUCCAAGGCCUAUCAUUACUUGGGCGAAGAAUGGAGAAGCUGUGCAGUACAACAAGAGGAUUCUUCUUCAACCAGAUGACUCCUUGCAAAUCCUAGAACCGGUCGAAGCUGAUGUAGGCUUCUAUACUUGCAACGCAACUAAUGUGUUGGGAUCUGACUCUGUCUCCAUUGCCAUCACAUUAGCAGGGAAACCGCUGAUAAAGACAUCAAGAACCACCGUAACCAAUCAGAACUUGCCAACUAUUUCUGUUGAUAUCGGAAGCACAGUGAAAACAAUUCCAGGGAUAAAUGUGACCAUUAACUGCCAAAUUGCAGGUGUGCCCGAGGCAGAACUUACUUGGUUCAGGAAUAAAACCAAGCUGGCCACUGACCUUCACAUCCACGAUGGGUCCCUACUGAUUCGAAAUGUAUCUAUCUCAGACCAAGGGUCGUAUUCUUGCAGGGCUGCCAACAUCCGCGGGGAAGUAACAGAAAGCACACAGCUAUUAGUCCUCGAUCCACCACAACUCCCCCCUCAAUUUGAAGACAUGGCAACCACUCUGUCACUCGUGGGGCCAGGCAUUCCUUCGGUGAUCACGUCUCCUUCAGGAACAAGAAAAAUAUUAAGCCAAGGAAGCUCUGUGCUCAUAGGCUGCCCAGUAAAUGGUCAUCCCAUUCCUAACAUCACUUGGUUUUACGACGGUCAUCCCUUCCAUCUGCCCUAUCAGGUGUUAGCAUCUGGUCAGAUUCUCCAGAUCCUGAAUGUCAGCAAUGAUUAUCAGGGAGAAAUCAGCUGCAGGGCUCAGAAUGAGGCAGGCUUGCUUAUUCAAAAAACAUCUCUGGUCAUCCAAGAUUACCGAUGGUCAGUGGACAAGAUGUCACCUUGUUCAGCCUCUUGUGGCAAUAAGGGUCUACAAUAUCAUCAGCUGAAAUGCUUACUGGAUGGAACCCAGGUCAACAUAUCCCACUGUGUGGAAAAACCCAAACCAAAUCUGCAACCUGUGGCGUGCAAUAGAAGAGAUUGCCCUUCAAGAUGGAUGGUGACAUUAUGGUCUCAGUGUACCCAAAGCUGCGGUGGGGGUAUCCAGUCCCGGAGGGUGACUUGUCAAAAACUGACAGCUGCUGGCAUUUCCGUACCUGCGUCCAGUGAUAUUUGUGCUCAGUUUGCCAAGCGUCCAGUAGAUACUCAGAGUUGCAAUAGACAGCUAUGUGUAGAGUGGGCAACUUCGGCCUGGGGACAGUGCAAUGGGCCUUGUAUUGGAUCUCGUCUGGCACUCCAGCACAGGCAGGUGUUUUGCCAGACCAGGGAUGGGGUCUCUGUGCCUUCUGACCAGUGCAGUUCCCUCCCAAGGCCUUUAAGCACUCAGAACUGCUGGACAGAUGCCUGUGGUGUACACUGGAGGGUCAGUCUGUGGACUUUGUGCACUGCUACCUGUGGGAACUAUGGCUUCCAAUCUAGAAGAGUGGAAUGUGUACGUGUUCACACGAGCCAGCCUGUGCAAGAUCACCUAUGCGCUUGGAGACCAAGACCUGCUAACUGGCAGAGAUGUAACAUCACUCCAUGCGAAAAUAUUGAGUGCAGAGAUACCACCAGGUAUUGUGAGAAGGUGAAGCAGUUAAAGCUCUGCCAACUGGCACAGUUCAAGUCACGCUGCUGUGGGACGUGUGGAAAAGCAUGAAGGCAGCAGCAAAAGAAAGAAAGAAAGUGAAUUUAGCAACUGAUGGCCUGGCUCUACUCUGCUCCUGAGAAGAGCUACUUGAGAAAAGGAAAAUUGGAAAAGCAGUUGCCUCAUCUGCCACUUAUUUAUUUAUUUUUCCUUUCUCUCCCCCUUCUCUUUUUUUUUCUUGUUAAGAAAUCUCUUUUAACAGAGUCAUUUGUUCUUUCUUAAAAAAAAAAUGACCUUGACAAGGUUUCUCUCCUAAUGAUGGGAAACACAUGCAGCGAGUCACAGUUCAUGAUGAGGGUGAAGGCCAAGAGAGGAACAAAGAGAGAGAGAAAGCAUGUUGGAAAUGGAACCUUCCAGAAGACAUCACUGGGGGGCCCUUGACGGACUGAAGAAAGACGUGGAAGCAACUGGAGACCAGACACCCAACUGGAUUACUAGGACGUGAAUCGGAAUGGGGCUUGACAGACACAGAAAGCAGAGAUUAAAAUGGACGAUUGCCACCUUGAAAACAAACAUUGGCGCUGACUCUGGCACGCUCGUAGGGAAUCCUCUUCCCAAACAGGGAUGUAUUAUGUUGCACUCACCAUCACCACCCGGAAAGUGGGUAGUGUGCAGUGUUAUACUUGUGAGUUCUUGGAAUUUUGCCACAGGGGCUUACCAGCAAGAACAGCUGGUCUUUUGGGCUCAACAUUGGCAAUGGUGAUGGGGAUUUCCUAUGCCAACACAUCCAGAGGCCACUAAGUUGGGGAAAAUAUAAUUAGAAAUAAGGGGAAGAAAGAGGGUGGUAAAGUUCUCGCUGCCUCUCUCAAUACUUCCCAAGAGGUUGAUUGUUCGUACAUUUGAAGAAAUGAUGGCUUGUCUGUAUCCAUAAUGAGAUUAUCAUAGCUGUAUGUCUUUUUUUUAUGCUACAGUUUGGCAUUUUCUGCUUUUGUGAUCCUCAGGUGGUACAGUUUGACUCUCAGAAUGCUACAGUAGAUUAAAUUGCAUUUUUAAUAAUGUGUCUAAAAGGCAGGGGGAGCAAUGCCAUUCAGAUUAGGAAAAAAGGCACACCAAAGAUUAACUCUUACAGUUCAUUUUGAUUCCUUGUGAUCCAGGUUGGAGUUCUUUUUAAUUUAUUUCAUUUAAAAAAAACUCACAUAACUAAAUAUACUAUAUGCAGUUUCAUACUGAUUACUCUUGAUUAAUAUUGAAUCUGAUGAAAGUAGAGGGAAAUACUCAAGAGGUUUCCAUCGCAUUUUUCCUAGUAACUUUUUUUUUUAGUAGAAAUGAAGUUGGAAACUAAUUAAAAAAACAAAACUAAAGAAGAAAUUGGGAUGGAAGAUUAUGUAGUCCAUAUGAUUCAGAGUGAGUGUAAAAAAACCCACUAAUAUUUUGCAGUAAUGAAAGAGAAAUUAUGAGGCAAACAGUAAGAGGAAUAAGUAAACUCAUUUGUCCAAAAAUGUUUUUUUUUUUUUUGAAAGAGAUUGGCAACACCUGUUCAGCAUCACCCCUUCUCCACUAUGGAAGUACAACCCAAUCCAUACAAUUAUGUAUAGAUUAUCUACAUAGAAAUUCCUUGUGAUUAGAUGACGUUUAAAAUGGAUUGCUUGUGCAGAAUAAUCAUAUUAAUCCUCGCUACUAUGAUGCCCACUACAUGGAACAAUGCAGAUGUAAAUUAUAAACAUCCUCUAGAAUGAUGAAAUAUAUUAACUGAACUGUUUUCUCACUUGAUGGAGAUAACACAAAGAAAGACAAUCAAUAUAGGUGCAUCCCAUUUCGUGAUCCUCUCAAAAAAAAAAGGGUUUUUUUUUAAUUAAACAGGUUAAAGUUCACAAACGGUGCUGAACUGCUUGGAGCUAAAUCACGGCAGCUCUGAAAUACACUUCUUUGUAGCUCUGAUUGAUGGGCUGUUGCAGCCAUCUUAUAAUGCCCCUUCAUUUAGCCUCCUUCACCUGAGCUCCUGCCCAACUAGCAGUUCAAAAGCAUGCAAAUACAAGUCGAUAAAUAGGUACCACUUUGGCGGGAAGAUAACUGCACUCUGUGAUGUCAUGCCUUGAAAUGGAAAUGAAAACCACCACCUAUCAUCAUCAAUGAGUAGUGGAGUAAAAUCUGCAGGGACUUCUUGGGAAAAGGAAAAUACUGUAGAGCAGAGGUCCCCAACCUUGGCAACUUUAUGACUUGUGGACUUCAACUCCCAGAAUUCCUCAGCCAGCGUGCCUGGCUGAGGAAUUCUGGGAGUUGAAGUCCACAAGUCACAAAAGGGCCAUUUUGAAGACCCCUGCUUUAAGAGAUGGUUCCAAUCUCACACAGGUUCCAGAUCUUUGUUGUUCAUUAAAGUAGUUCCGUAUUCUUUUUUUCCAGAUACCCCCAUGAGCCUUAAAAAACCCCCACUGUGGCUACCUUUAGAAUUGCAGUGCAAAUCAAUUCCUUCAUGGGACGGAAUUUGCAAAAUGAUGGGCUGUUUUAAUGAAGAGUAAAGGGUUGUUUUGGAAGGCCUGUUGUGAAACAUGGGUUGCCCCAUGACACAACUCAAACAGGCUACAUACUAUAUUUCCUACCUGCUGUUGAAGGACAAGGAAAGGCAGUCUGUAUGGCAGCCAUCAAGUCUAUAAUGUCCUUCACACCUUUCAGAGUCCAGUCCAAAAGCUGAGCAAAUGAAUGAGCUGGUUCCCACAGACCCUGACACAAUAGUGAUAGAAGAAGCAUGUGAUUGGUUUGUCUUGCUUUGGGGGCUGACUUUGACACAACAUUUGGCAGGCGUGAUGAUUUUACCCAGUGCUGAUUUCUCCAAGGUACAGUGGGUGCACAUCUCUAGUAAUUAUCCAAAGCUGGGCUUUAGCAAGAUGAAGGAUUGAGCAUCUGUAAAUCAAAACUGGUAUUUUGUAUUUCCAGAGAAGGGUCUUCAAACAAAAAUCAUGAUUUGUGCUGCACAUUUUGUACCCCAAACAUCUUCAGGUUGAGUAAGUGGAGUCUUCAGUUCUGGGGGUUCAGUUGAGCACGAGCACUAUAAAAGGCCAUUGCUGCUCCUUGGGUGUGUUUUCAGAGGAACCUUGGCUGGUAUUCAAUCGUAAAAUGUGCGUUGAAGGUAGCAUUGACAGGUUGCAGCUUUUUAUUACCUGUAUAUUUUAAAACAAGUCUGGAAGUUCUCUGAUGAGGUCAAUGUCAGGUCCGCCAGAUUUAAAUUGCCUUCUGUUUUGGGCUUUCCAAAAUGUAUCUGGCAGAGAAUUUGCUCUCUUUUUCAGAUGGGUUUCUGAGUUAACUGCGUUGCUAUGAAUCAAUGCAACAUUUAUUUAAAGAAAAGAAGAAGAGAAUGUCUUUCUAUGUUAAUGUAAAUGUAUCAUUUGUGUAUAUUUAUUAGAAUUUCUUGUAUAAAAAGUGCAAUAUGAAUAAUUGUACAUUAUUUUGUCCAGAUGAAACUAUUGGGGGGGGGCGGAGGGGAAAAGGGAUUCUUCUGUAAUGCAUCUGCUACGUUUUUGUAAUAACAGUGACAAUGUAUUGUCUGCUCCCUAUUUUUGUGUUUAACCUUGACUACAUUCAUUUCAUACAGAGAAAACUGCAACAGGGUAUGGGGGGGGGACGGGAAGGCAUGGAGAGGAAGGUUAUACUCUGCAAACAGAAGAUCACUUUUCCUUAGCAGAAAUGUGGUUGCUGUUUUUUCUCAGUAGAAAAAUAAAUAGAUUUUCAUUAGAGCAUCAGACUUUAGCAGCUAAACUCUUUUGGAUGGUGGCCUUUUGGAAAUUCUCUGUGAAAGGAAUCCAUUCAUUUCAGCAUUCAAAUGGGUGCAGUGGGGUUUUUUCGGGGGGGCUUGAAUAUAAAUGUGAAUGAGGCUCCCGAAGAAGCUGGCUUCUCUGUUUAUUUCAGCACAAACUCAAGGUGUGCAUCUUUGUGUUGUCAGCACCAUUAAUGCUCUUGCAGCCCAGAGACCUGAACUGAAGCAAAGGCAGGCGAUUUAGUUCCGACUUCAGCCGAGCUCUAUCCAACUCUGGAUUGCCUCCCCCCCCCCAGGAGUUGGCUAGCUGCUCUGUCCCAUUUGCAAACCCCAGCCAGGAUCCUCUGAUGGACAUGUCUAUAACUCUGCGAAGGCUUGCAGCCUAUGAAUGUAAUUACGAAUGUUUCAUGAAUUGUGACUUGGCAGCAUCCAUGUAAAUUUCUUGUUAAGGUUGACAAAUACUACAGGAGGCAGCUCCCCUCCCCCCCCCUUUUUUAAAAAAAAAACUUGUUUAUAUAUUUUUUUUGUACAAAUAAUGCAUCUUAUUUAUUUACUUUCUUGUCGGACUGGUUCUUUUAUCAUUUCCUCUGGAGUCUUGGGAAUUACAAAUAUUCAGAAUUCAUUUUUGUCUUAUGUCUAAAGAAAAACACUAAAACUCUGAGGACCUGAAGAGAACAUUCCAGGAUCCAUAGCCAUUCCCAUCCUAAAGCCAGAAACAGUAAAAAAAAAAAAAAAAAAAAAAAAGUCUAAUACUGGAACUAUCUCCCAUCUCUCCACCAAUUUUUGCCAAUGUCCUUUUCUGAGUUUGGGAAUCUCCAAUUUAGGAAAGUCAUUAAAAGAAGUACAGGAAGAUCUUUUUUUCUAAAAGGGCCUUAAGCCUUUCCAUCUCCCCAUUAUUAUUGCUGUUUGUGACCUUACCAAGCUGAAGAAACUCAUUGCCAACCAAUUGCUGAAAAACAAAACAAACGUGAUCUAGAAGGGCUAUAAUCUAUGGUUACUACUAAUAAAAUAAAGUACUUUUAAGUUAAAAAAAAGAUUAAAGUUUAACAGACUUGCAGUUUCCAUUCAUGCUCCCAACACAAGAAGGUAGCUGUUUUAAAUGCCACAUGAUACAACCAAGAAAGUAUUCAGCGUCACAUAUUACAAUGUCUUUACACAUUAGAUCCCAAGAACCCACAAUUUCUACAACUAGUGUUGCUUCUCAUUUGAUUGAAACAAAACAUUUCAGGAUGCAGGAAAGUGCAGCUGAGUUUCAAUGAACAAAUCAGCAUGACACAAAGAUAGAAUGUACAAAAACCUUCUAAUCUUACUAGGGUACUCACAUCAUUAUUGUGUGGAAUCCGUCAAUAUUUGCUUUAGGGGCAGACAUAUCCUAUGAAUUGGCAAAAUUACAUUCAACACUUCCUGAACUUUUGAAAUAUCAAAGACUUUGAUUGUCAAGGAUAUUUAGGGAUUAAUAUAGCUAACUAUUUGUAGACCACAGGCAAAAUAUAAGCAUGUAAGUGUAAGCCUUUGGAAUCUCUGAUACCGUGAAUGAAUUCAGAUAACACAAAUACUUAGGCUUUAGGAAUUGUGCGC